Marasmius oreades (fairy-ring Marasmius) is the source of this 2319-nucleotide messenger RNA. RefSeq lists its product as uncharacterized. The transcript has 4 exons. Gene Ontology annotation, biological process: establishment of cell polarity; signal transduction involved in filamentous growth; hyperosmotic response. Gene Ontology annotation, molecular function: osmosensor activity. Bases 1 to 2319 code for a protein of 772 amino acids. Lineage: Eukaryota; Fungi; Basidiomycota; Agaricomycetes; Agaricales; Marasmiaceae. Gene Ontology annotation, cellular component: extracellular region; cell surface; plasma membrane. The record is from RefSeq and is a predicted model, not a curated record.
AUGCUCAAAAAAUCCCAAAAAUCGUUGCUUUCGUCCUCUAUUUAUUCUCUCGUUCUCGUUCUCUUCGUCGUUACGGCUAGCGCCGCCCGUUCUUCGAACGAAAAUUCCCAUGCACGUCGGUCUUUAGACAGGAAGAGGCAACCUGGUCUAGCAGGUUUUGUCGAUGGGAACUUGGUUCAGAGGGAUGAUGGGAGUCUGAUUGACGAACUAGGUUCUCUUCUCGGCAUCGACACUACAUCUCUUUUAGGACCGACUUCUAUCGUUCCGAGCAGUACCAGCAGCAGUGUGACUUCCAGCGCCCGAUCAGACUCAACAUCGUCGUCGUCGUCGUCGUCUAUUUCUUCGUCAUCUUCGGCGUCCUCAUCUGUUACCAGCAGCAGCAGUCCGUCCUCAACCAGUUCCGGCGAUAUCCUCGAUACAUUGACCUCAAUCAUCCUUGGGAAUCCCCCCAGUACCUCGGACACCAGUUCCUCAACAACGGCAUCAGACACUAUUGGCACAACCACCGGUACAGACACCAACCCAGGCACCCCCACACAAACGGAUGUCACGACGUCGACCACUCCCGUAACGACGCCGCCUCCGACCGAGUCUGCCACCAGUACAACGUCGAGUGAUGGAGGCAUUCUCUCAAGCAUCCUCUCCGGUUUGAGCAGUGUUGUGGACCCUCCAACGACCGUUGAAACAACUACCGAGUCGACAUCCCCAACCUCCGAACCCACGACAUCCGACUCUACAAUCACAGACCCACCGUCGUCCUCCGCCACUCCUACCUCUAGUGACGGUGGUAUACUGUCCACUCUGAUUACAGACCUGAGCAGCGUUCUGGAUCCACCGUCGUCAUCUGCCACCCCUACCUCUAGCGACGGCGGUAUCCUGUCCAGCAUUUUGGACCCAACGUCGUCAUCUGCCACCCCUACCUCUAGUGACGGCGGUAUCCUGUCCACUGUGAUCACGGAUAUCAGCAGCGUUCUGAACCCACCGACGUCGAGCUCAGCUUUCUCUUCGACUAUCACUAAUCCUCCUUCAUCAUCUAUCAGUGAUUCUGCUUCUUCGUCUUUACCCAUUACUGAUCCUCCUGCUUCAUCGUCAUCUUCAGGUUCCUCUUCCUCCUUUUCGGAUAGCUCCAUUCCCAGUGGUUCGAGUGGUCCUAGCAGUAAUAGCUCAGCCCCGUCAAGCACCGUUUCUCCUUCCAUCUCGUUCCCCAGCGGUAAUGUCAGCAUCUCUGCCACCACGACUUCAAGCAGUGUCAAUACAUCCUCGACCACCUCCCAGCCUCCUAUAUCCGUUGAAUCCGAUCUUUCCUUUGUUUUGACGCAGUCGCAGUUGGCAUUCUCCUCUGUGCCCACCACCACGAGGACGCAAUCCUUGUCAGAUCCUGACCAAGCAACGACGACGCUGUCAUCGACUACGCCUGCGGCCUCUGCAACUUUCACAGAAGCGCCUCUACCUCCCGAUCUCCCUAGUAGAAUUUACCCCUCGGACCCGGUUGCUUCUGGGACCAAUGUGACUGGAUAUACUACAUUUGUCAUGUUGUUCGAUCAACUACUCAGCUGGCCGUUUGUGGUUGACGAUCCGUACUCAAGCUCCCAAAUUUUCGCGCUUAUGCCCGCGAUAAUCAACACCGCGCUUGGACUCACAGAAGGCCGCCAGCAGCAAACUUCCUACUUACAAGCCUAUAAGCGCAUGGACUAUCAUGGACCACAGGAUGCCUCCUCACUUGGCACUCAAUACUGGGGUAAACUCCCUACCGAAGAAAUUGCAAACCUGGCUGCGAUGGUUCAGGCUCCCAAAUCACCGUUCUACAAUGCAGUUAAUAACCAGGUAGCUAGGCAGCUUGCCGAACAUGUAGACAAAGGUUUUUCCGUUGUAGCUCAACCUAAUUCUAACGGUGGGGACGGAGGCAAGACGUCUGAAGGCUCCGAGAGCGGAAAUACGUCCAGUGACCGUACCCGUCAAGAUGCCAUCAUUGGUGUGGUCAGUGCACUGGGAGGUAUUGCUAUCUUGGUUCUGGCGUUCCUUGUGUACAGAUGGUAUCAGAGGAGGAAGGAACAACAACACCGCAGAUUGAGUGACCCUCCCGGUUCGAGACCUAUGGGAAGGGAUUUCGACCAGGAUAGUGUGGGCGGACAGAGGAGGAGAAGUUUCUACUUCGCGGAAGAUUCGUUACGGGGUUUCCAGGAUGCGCAACAAUCUGAUCAGGUGGAUGCGUUCGGCUACCAUGCUUCUCAAAGUGCUCCGGGCAUGUCACAACGCAGGAAUAUUGUUCCUGGAGCCAUUUCCCAACCAAUUUUGAGGGAGAGUAGUAUGAACUGGUGA